AUGUCCCUUCCAUAUCCAUAUUAUUUUCCACCAACUGAACGAUAUCGACUCUAUUUGGAUUCAUUUCCAACAUCGUCGAGUAAAAAAAUUUGUUUUCCAGCGCCAACAGUUUCCUACUUUAAUGCGAGUUUGGUUUCUCCCUUCAAUCAUUUGCAUUUUAAUGGAAAACGCAAACGGCGACAUAGGACAAUAUUUAGCGAAGAACAAUUACAAAUACUGGAAAGUGCCUUCCAGAAUACUCAUUACCCAGAUGUAAUGUUAAGAGAAAAAUUGGCUUUACAGUGUGAUUUAAAAGAAGAGAGGGUCGAGGUUUGGUUCAAAAAUCGACGUGCAAAAGAUCGAAAGCAUAAACGUGAAGUGAAUCUGAGAAGCGGUAGUGCAGGAAAAAUAAAUGCUGAAUCUGAUGAAUCAGACAAUAAUUUAUGUGACGAUGAGGGAAGUUCCAAAUCUAUUUCCAAAAAACGACGGGUUAAUCGAAGUGAUGACACAAAAAAUGUUGAACUUAUACAUAGAGUAUAG
Molecule: messenger RNA, 519 nt
Organism: Dracunculus medinensis (Guinea worm)
Lineage: Eukaryota; Metazoa; Nematoda; Chromadorea; Rhabditida; Dracunculidae
Source: the annotation of a GenBank genome assembly